AUGCCAACAAUACCAGAAAUAGCCACACAAUUGAUUGAUAAAAGCUUAUCAAAUGUUAACGAGAACAACUCAAGAACUGUUUUCCUUGUCGGAAGUAAAUCCGUGGGGAAAUCUUCUUUACUACAUUACUUUCUUGAUAAAAGCGAUCAGCCACGGGAAACUUUAGUGGUAGAGUAUUCAUUCGCAAGGAAAUCAAAUCAAAAACAAGGAAUUGAUAAAGCUUUGUGCCAUGUUUGGGAAUAUGGUGGCAAAUUGGAAGCACUAAACAAUGUGCUGGCAUCAAUUCCUGUUCGCGGUCAAUUCUUUUUCUGUAUUAUGGUAGAUUUAAGUAAAAUUAAAACUAUAUGGGACACUUUAGAAACUUGUGUUCAGACGAUGAAAGACAUUACAUAUGUUACAUCGGAAAGUAAACCAGAACUGAUUGUAAUUGGAGGAAAAUACGACAAUUUUAAAAAUUAUGAUAGUGAAAUUAAGAAAAUCAUCUGCAUGACGAUAAGAAGCUUUGUGCUGCUUAAUAAUGCCCAUUUGUUAUUCUACUCAUUAAAGGAGCCACAGUUACUGAGACGCGCAAAAGAUAUGCUGUUCAAUGUAGGCUUUGGAAAUGGAAUUCCUGUCAAGGAAAAAAAUACUAACUUUACAAAGCCAUUAUUUAUACCUCAAGGCUCAGAUACUUGGGAAAGCCUUGGAGUACCUCCUUCAACCAUGGAACAGGUGAAGAUGCGUCAUCUAUCACGGAUACCAUCGAACGAGACAAAUAUCGAAAAUACUCCUGUAGCGACUCAGCAACAUGCACAUCCCGAAACCUCUUUAGAUUCACUACUGGCUUCCAAGUACAAUGAACUACGCAACAUGGAAUCACUGGAUAUUUCUAUAGAUUAUUUGUUAUCACUCAAUAAAUAA
Messenger RNA from Arctia plantaginis, 900 nucleotides. Lineage: Eukaryota; Metazoa; Arthropoda; Insecta; Lepidoptera; Erebidae. The record is from the annotation of a GenBank genome assembly.